Molecule: messenger RNA, 1686 nt
Organism: Clarias gariepinus (North African catfish)
Lineage: Eukaryota; Metazoa; Chordata; Actinopteri; Siluriformes; Clariidae
Gene: ankrd67
Product: ankyrin repeat domain 67
Exons: 5
Coding region: 256-1533 (425 amino acids)
Biological process (GO): regulation of transcription by RNA polymerase II
Cellular component (GO): nucleus
Molecular function (GO): RNA polymerase II-specific DNA-binding transcription factor binding
Source: RefSeq, a predicted model, not a curated record
CUCUCCUCUUCUCUCUCCUCUUCUCCUCUCGCUAACAUGCCAUCAUGUAAUAGCAUCUGUCCUUUCCGCACGACCAGCUCUCUCCAUAGCAACCUCACAGAAACCCGGAGGAGACGUACAGCAUGGCAGCACAGGAAGCAGUGCGUGUUUGAGAGGACGCUAAGAUCCUGCUCUUCCUCAAGACACGGGGGGACGCUGAGAAAGAUGGACAACUCCUCCUACAACAGCGCUCUGUGAACAGGGUGUGUUGGCGUCAUGGCCGGGCCCGAGCUCCAGUGGAAGUGGAUCGAGCUCCAUGACCUGGUGUCACUGCGUGCUGUCGAGAAGAAGGUUCACACCACAGCUGGUUCUGCUGUCAGACCGAGGCAGUGGAGACUCCACAGUCGUCCCCGAGCGCAACACUCCCGACUGGACGAGCACAAGCUGCAUUACGCCGCCUGGGAUGGACGCGUGGAGCAUGUAAAGGCCCUGGUAGAUGGCGGAGUCCCUGCUACCUGCCCAGAUCCUCGCGGCUGGACGGUCGUCCAUCAUGCUGCUUUCAGAGGACACCUCACACUGCUCAGGUUCUUGCUUCACUCCAGCCAUAUGGAUGUGAACUGCCCGGACUUAUUUGGCUGCACCCCCUUGCACCGCUCCUGCAUGGGGGGCAACAAAGAUGCCACCGAGUACCUCCUCCAGAAGGGCGCAUCCCACGAGGCACGCUCCUGUUGUGGUCAAACACCCCUCCAUCUGGCUGCAGCUGGGGGACACCUGGGCACGGCGCGUACGCUGUUACAACACCUGGCAUCACCUGACAUUCUGGACUCACGCAGGUGGACACCGCUGCACUGGGCGGUAUUUGGAGGAUGGGGCGACAUGGCAGAGCUGCUGCUGGAUAACGGGGCGGAACUGGAAGGACCAAGCGGAGUGGGCACGAGUCCCCUGCAGCUGGCUGUGAUGGUCGGCAACGAAGCGGCCGUCAGGCUCCUGCUUCACCGAGGAGCGGAUGCUAACCUCAGAGGUGCGAGCGGCCGAACGGCACUGCAUCUGUGCGCCUGCUCCGCUGAGAAGAAGAUCCUGCAGCACCUGCUAGCCGCUGGGGCCAAGGUGUGCAUGAGGGACAGGGACCAGGCCGCUCCGCUGCACCUGGCUGCCCUCAGUGGCUCCAGAGCUGUUCUCCACCUCCUCAUCCUGAAUGGCGCUGGGCUCGAGGACAGGGACAGCCUUCACAUGACCCCGCUGCAUUACUCCACGCUGAAGGACAACGUUGAAGCUGCGAAGCUUCUGCUGCAUUAUGGAGCGGAUGUAGAUGCCACUGAGAGGCUGGGCCGGACCCCGCUGCACCUGGCCACAGAACGGGGGCACUGCAAGGUCCUGAGUGUUUUGCUUGAGAGCGGUGCGGAUCCCUCCAUCAAGACGCAAUGGAGGGAGACGGCAGAAGACCUGGCAAGGACACACAACCGGUACGAAUCGCUUAAAGUGCUUCAGGAACACCGGAAACCUCUAAUGCGCUCUCAAACUUUACGCCGUACAGUUACUGAGAGCGUCUGGUAGAAAACGAAACAAAGAAGAUGUAGGAAUCAACCUGGACCCCAGAGCACUGAGAUCCUGUCUGAGACUGGACUGGUUUUGUUGUGGUGAAUUUAACUGUUGUGUUCAAGCCAUUUUUUUUGAAAAAUAUAUAAUAAAAUGACAACAUAUUGUUAA